Messenger RNA from Impatiens glandulifera, 693 nucleotides. RefSeq names its product protein SRC2 homolog. Bases 1 to 693 code for a protein of 230 amino acids. The transcript has 3 exons. Gene Ontology annotation, biological process: defense response. NCBI's taxonomy places the organism in Eukaryota, Viridiplantae, Streptophyta, Magnoliopsida, Ericales, Balsaminaceae. The record is from RefSeq and is a predicted model, not a curated record.
AUGUACGUUUACGUUGUCGUCUCCAUCUCCAGUGCGGGCGACUCCAAAAACAUGGACAACUACGAGACAACAACUGCGGUAGACAGAACUGGCGGCACGAAUCCGACGUGGAAUUUCCCGAUUAACUUCUCUAUCCACGACGAAUCUACCGCCCGGGAUAACCGCUUGACACUUAUUUUCAAUCUCCGAUGUGAGCGUUCCCGCGGCAACGACAAAGAUGUCGGAGAAGUACGAGUCCCAGUCAAAGACUUACACGCUGAAGAAAAUCCCAAAUUCGUGACUUACGAUGUUAGAAAUCCAUCUGGAAAAUCUCGCGGCAAAUUAUUUUUCUCUUAUAAAUGGAUCGAUAAAGAAAUUGACGCCGACACAAGGAUGCAACUUGUGCCGGCAAAAGUUGACGAGAUUGUGAUGGCGUAUCCAUAUUCUAUAGAAGAAUUGUAUACGACACCGCCGCCACCUGGGUACCCAGUACAACCGCAAGUGGCGGCGACGAUAAAGAAUAAUAAUAGUUUGGGGCUGGGGCUAUGGGCUGGACUUUUGGGAGGCGCUUUAGAAUGGAUUGGAGAAGCUUUGGGUUUAGGGGAGAAUCGGAUAUGGUGGAAGAGAAGUACUAGUGAGGUCACUGGUAGAGAAAAGGGUGUAUGGAAGGGUUCGAAGAAACGUGGACGAGGUUUGAAAGGACGUCGUGAUUGA